Messenger RNA from Aspergillus campestris IBT 28561, 2004 nucleotides. RefSeq lists its product as uncharacterized. The record is from RefSeq and is a predicted model, not a curated record. The transcript has 3 exons. The coding region runs from base 1 to 2004 and encodes 667 amino acids. NCBI's taxonomy places the organism in Eukaryota, Fungi, Ascomycota, Eurotiomycetes, Eurotiales, Aspergillaceae.
AUGCAAGGGACUUGUACCUUUUCAUUAUCACCCUUGACAGCUCAGUUCGUCCAUGCUAUCCCAGACGAAACUGAAGAUCGGAAACUUGUCGAGGGUUGGCCAUCGCAGCCUCGGACACUCGGAAGAUCGACCAUAGAACGCAUCUAUCGCGGUUUUCUCGAUUUGCUGGGGAUCCUAGUGUCAGUCCCAUUCAUCGUUCUAGCUGGCAUUGCCCUCGAUCGCAAUGGUAAGGACAUUGAGGAAAGCGACUGGAAAAGGAUCCAGACGUCAAUGAAUGUGGCUGUUACCGCAUUCCCUAUUCUUUUCGCCGCCGUGAUCGGUCGUUUCACUCGGGUCAUUGCAACAUGGCGGUUGGAACGUGGUUGCUCCUUGGGAAUACUUGAGCAGUUAUUCUGGAGCUCGACGUUUGUCAGCGCAAUAAUGACCCAGCUCUUCAUGAGAUCGUUCAACCUGUUGGGUCUUGGCCUCAUAAUCCUUUGGGUCUUGUCUCCUCUGGGGGGCCAGUCGUCGCUUUAUAUCCUCCGUACCGCACGGGACACCACGACUUCUGUCUCCAAUAUUCGGUUCUUCAAUACAUCGUUGGGCGCAUCAUUUGAUAGCGGCGACAUUGCUUCGAUGCCACAGAUCAACGCGCUCUAUAUGUCCUCCCUCCUCGCACCGCAGUCGAUCAAAGAAUCGCCCAUGGACCUUUGGGGCAAUGUGAAACUUCCGAUUAUGUCCCGGAUGGAUGGCGGUACCACGAGCCACGGGUGGAAGGACAUCAAGAAAGACUCCCACGUAGUAUACUCCUCACUUCUGGGUAUACCGUUCGAGAACAUCCAGCGUGGCUCGAAUUCUUCCUUCCACAUGGAGUCGUCCUACUAUGACAUCGACUGCUUUGAUGUAAGCCUUCAGCCGGAGCCAGUCUCGAUGACCAACACUACUCGGUUAGACAUCAAGAUCGACUCCAAAAGCUGGAGUCCGCCCGUGAUCCAGAAGACACCGGACCAUGUAUUCCUUGGAAAUAAUGGGAGCCUCUCAUGCUCGGGGCAGGAAUGCACCACCCCCUUCACCCUCGGCCUCGACCACUACGUAACGGAUAUCAUGCACCAGACGCUAGACAUCUUCCCCAACGUUACCGACAACAAACAAACUUACUUCGAUGAGCCGCCCGUCCUUCUCUUCCAGUCUCGCUGGUGGCGGCCCUCGACGCGUCAGACCUCCGUCGCCUACUGUCACAUCAACCAGAUCUACGUCGAAUCAAAGGUCCGCUGCGUCGACACGCAGACCAGCAUCCCCCAGUGUGCAGUCCACGCCAUGCGCGAUAGCCUUAUUCCGCAUCCCGCGCGAGAUCUCACGAAUUUCAUCUUCCCGCUCACCCUGCAGGGCUUCGCCACCUACCUCUCCGAAUCAACCGGGACCAUCCAUCCUGCCGACAACUCACUCACAGAGCGUUACCUCAACAACAGCGCCAACCCCUUGCUCGCCAGUACAGGCGAUCUCCCGCUCUUCCUCCUCCCAAAGGAGACCCUCUCCGAGCGCCUCACCCAGGUCGUCAACACAUACUACACCAGCAGUCUCCUCCCCGAAGGAAUGACCGGCAAUUUCUCCGCAACUCUCGCCAACCGAAAAUCAUUCUACGACCCAGAUUACGCCGCCGUCCCGACAACAGCCACAGAAACGGCGUGGAAACCCUACACGUAUCAGGUCAACCCGGCCUGGCUAACCAUAUUCAUCGUAUCAUCUACUACUAUGCUCUUCGCUGCCGUCUGGACGGCUAUCAUCGCCCAUCGCACUCUCAUCCCCGAUGUGCUGGGCUACGUGUCGACAAUGACGCGGGAUACGGGUGAUCCGUCUUUCCCAGGGGGUGGGACUACGCUUGACGGGCUGGACCGGUCACGACUGCUGAAGAACCUCCCGGUCCGACUGGGCGAUUCAAAAGCUGGGGAUGCGUCGACUGGGUAUCUGUCGUUUACUGGGGCGGGUGUUGCGCAGAGAGCGUCGCGUGGGCGAUAUUAUGAGUGA